Folsomia candida is the source of this 4195-nucleotide messenger RNA. RefSeq names its product sodium-dependent neutral amino acid transporter B(0)AT3. The record is from RefSeq and is a predicted model, not a curated record. Gene Ontology annotation, cellular component: membrane. Bases 1590 to 3935 code for a protein of 781 amino acids. Gene Ontology annotation, biological process: sodium ion transmembrane transport. NCBI's taxonomy places the organism in Eukaryota, Metazoa, Arthropoda, Collembola, Entomobryomorpha, Isotomidae. The transcript has 18 exons.
GACAGAAAUGAAAAUGAGUCCCCGCGAACAUCAUUCAUACACAUCACAUUUAGUAGUCGGAGCAUAUUUUUUGUUCGUCUUUUUGUAAAAAAAAUUAUAAAAUAUCACUAAUUAACUAACUUGUACGUGUGGUGAUUUGGUUGAUGGCCUUCACAAUAAGGGGACUCUACCAGACCCUGAGAUCUGUCGUCACGAGAAAAAGUUGCCUGCUUCCUCCUCCGACGAAACCAACUAUCAAGAAGCAGAGUCUUAAUUCGUGGGGAAUAUUCCCUCCACGGUCAUCUAUUCUGGGCUGCUUGACCUUGCAAACACAGGUCAAGAAAACUGCGGACGUACAAAACUUGUUCCGGCUACCGUGGAGUUCACUCAUUCGCUCGUUCCAGCUCAACAUUAAUAAUUCUUAUAGCGUCGCAAGGGUGACACGGAAAGUGGUGAAAACCCCUGAAGCAGACUCGGGCUUCCGUUUUAGUAAACUUGGGUACAAGGAAGCAUCAAAUUAUUGAGCAUGGAUUCUGGGGACGAGGACGAGCUGACGACAGGCUCACGAGAUUUUUAUAAAAUGCGUGAAAAAUUGUUCAAGGCCGGUUAUGUGGAGGGGGCCACAACUGCCGAAGAGAAGGCCCACGAGGUGUUUACCCCACGCCAACUCACCACCCAUUUGGCCGUGUACACAGAACUUGGGAAACUGAUGGGUGUGGUCGAAGCUGCAAUCUCUAUCAGUCCAGACUCUGCUGAGGACACCCCGCUGCACACGUUUCUUGCCAAGCUGAACCACUUUGCCUUGAAUUUGAGAGUGAACCCAGGCCAGGAACCUCCCUCGUGGGGUGAGGUGAAGGGAUUUGUGCACGAGUUCAAGACCAUCUGCCCCGACGCUGCGGAACUCUUGGAAACCCUGUUCAACGAGAGAGAGGACGCUCUACGAUCAGAGGGAGGAGGCGGAUGUGGCAACGGUGACUCUAGUUGCAAGUGUAUCAACGGAAUUGCCGUCGAUUUAAAUAAGCUUAGUUUUUAAUGAGGAGAAAGAAGAGUGGAAUUUAUUAACAAAUUCAAUACAAUCAUAUAAAAGUUUUGAACAUUUUGAGUUUUUUGCAUAAGGUUUGACAAUAAGUACCCCUAUAUGGCUUAUCAACUUCAGAAAUAUUAUUUUGAGAAAGUUACCUGAUGAUGAUGCAAGUAUCAUCGAAAGCUUGUAAUAAAUCUGCUGUAUACCUACAACCUAGUAUUCCGAGAAUUUAUUUAUAUAACGCUCUGAAUAUAUGUCUGAUGCAUAUGUUUUUCCAUCAUUUUCAUUUCAUGUAAGAAAUCAUCGACUCGCAUCUAAAUAUUUCUUCAUGUUUUUGUGGUCAACUAACGACCAAGAUCAACAAUCAAGACGGAUAACAGCUACUUCUGCUACACUGAUUUUCCAGACACGAAUGUCAAUUUAUCUCAUUUACCAUAUCAAAUCUCAUGUCGUUGCGAUGGUUAUGAAAUGUCAAGCACAUUCCUGUGAAUCUGCGACAGAAAAUCGGUGAAAGAGAAAAUCUUCAGAUGAGAGAAUUCAAUUCACGAACUUUAUUCCAGUUUGACUCGCACAAAAAGAUUCGUCAAUGUCGUGGAUUUAUCGUCUCUUUGGCCUUGCUCAUCCCCCUGAUCUCCCAGAUUCCAAUCCAUACCCUCGACGAGGCUCGCACGGCCUUCAUCAAGAGUCGGGCCACGUCCUUCAAAAGGCCGCCUCCUCGACUCCAGAAAUUCGAAUGACGGACUCUUCCACCCCAGAGUCGCUGGAACAGGUUGCGUCCCUUCAGGGUCAGCAGUCGGUGGAAGGAGAGGUUGGGAAUGGCGGAGGUGAGGGAGAUGUCGUCGUGGAACCAGAACCAGAACGGGACACAUGGGGGUCCAAGCUUGGCUACAUUCUCACCUUGGUUGGAUAUGCCGUGGGUUUUGGCAACAUUUGGCGGUUUCCGUUCUUGAUGCACAGCAACGGUGGGGUUGCCUUCCUCAUCCCUUACACCGUGAUGGUCGCCUUUGCUGGAAUUCCCCUCUUCUUCCUCGAGCUUGCAGUGGGACAAAGGUUGAGGAAGGGGGCGUUGGGCUCCUGGAACGAGAUCAGCCCUUACUUGGGAGGACUCGGAAUCUCCUGCGGCCUCGUUUGCUACUCUGUCGAGCUGUACUACAACACGUUGGUGGCCUGGGUGUUCCUCUACUUCUUUGACAGCUUCCGGUCGCAACUUCCUUGGACUAAUUGUUCCACGAUCAAGAAGUGGAAGGACGAACCAGUCGAUAAUAUGACUGGUUAUUCCGACGAAUGCGGAGCGUCGAACCAGGCGUCCAAAUAUUACUGGUAUCGCCGGAUGUUGGAUGUUUCCAAUGACAUCACACAGCCCGGGAACUUUAACCCUUGGAUGCUGCUCGCCCUCACCGUGUCUUGGCUCCUCGUCCUUGGCAUCCUCAUCAAGGGGAUCAAAAGCUCAGAGAAGGUCGUCUACUUCACGGCCCUCUUUCCCUACGUCACCCUCACCAUCUUCUUCAUCGCUAAUUUCUUCCAAGAUGGAUGGAAGGACGGUUAUGCCAUCCUUUUAAAACCCGAUUGGAAAACAUUGUACGAUCCCAAGGUGUGGCUGGCCGCAGGUUCGCAGAUCUUCUUUUCCUUGGGUGUGGCCUACGGAUGUCUCAUCGUCUUCGCAUCCUACCUCCCCUCCAACAACAACUGCUACAGGGACGCGGUCUCGGUGUCCAUCAUCAACUGCGCCACCAGUCUCUUUGCCGCCAUUGUUCUUUUCCCUGUCUUUGGAGCAAUUGGAAAACGCAAAUUCAAGCACUGCUUGGAGGACCGUGUGCUUGAAACCCUGAAGAAUCUGGCUAUUAUUAAUGACAAUGACGCACUCGACCAGGACAAGCGAGCCAAUCUGACCAAGUUGUACAGCGUUCUUCCUAUAGAAUUUGGAAACAUUACUAAUUUGAUUUACCACAACGCAACUCCAGCAUUCAACAUGCCAGUAAAUAUUUCCUUGGGACAAAAGUUUAACUGUUCUCUGGAAAAUUUGACUCGUGAUAGUGGGAGUGGCACCGGCCUUGUUUUCAUCGGGUUUGCUGAAGCUGUACUGCACAUGGGAUUCUUUCCUCCUUUCUGGAGCUUCAUGUUUUUCUUGAUGCUUCUCACUCUGGGGAUUGACUCAAGUUUUGGGACUUUGGAGGGAGCCAUCGCCGUGCUUAUCGAUUUGAAAGUCCUCAAAGUCCCUCGAUGGGCCAUCACUUGCAUUGUCACCGGAUCCUUAUUUGUUUUAUCUCUCAUGUUUUGCUGGGGGUGGGGAGUAUACAUCCAAGCCUUUCUGGAUCAAUUCGUCUCCAACUGGAGUCUCCUCAUCAUUGGGUUCUUCGAGACUGUCGGAAUUUCCUACGUCUACGGAUUGGCAAAAUUCUCCUACGACAUCAAACUCAUGACUGGAUCGCGACCAAACAUGUUUAUGCUAAUGUGCUGGAAGUUUAUCACCCCCGCCCUUAUUUUAGCGAUCUUGCUGGCAGACCUGGUUAAUCAGUGCAUGAAUGGCAUAAAGUACGACGUUUACAACAUUACUUCGGGUAGCACCCUGCCAGUUACCCAAAAACCUGGAAUCAUUGCUUUGGGGUACAUCAUUUGGUUGGGAAUCAUCAUUUGGGUGCCGGCUCAAGCUCUUCUCAAGACCUUCGGCAUGUCUCUGCUCCGAGAAGAGAAGCCGGCCUACUUUCCGGAGGAGGAGCUUCGAGCGGAACGACAACUGGGGGAGAACGAUGACGAGGAAUUUGACCGAAUGGACCAGAUCGUGAUGGGGAAGAGCAUUGGUGACUUUCAAGCCCAGUACCGCUCCUCCAAGUCGAACCUCAACACGCUGGACACUUCACUUGCGCCAGAGCCACCCGUCUCUGCUGUCGACAUGGUCAAAACGCCCUCCAAGGAAAACAAAAGCAACGUCUGAAGACAAAAAAACUUCCGCUUUGCAGUUUUGCAUUAUGCACUAAAGUAUAUCACAACAAAAUUACAAGGGUACAAAAAUGAUGAGGAAUAACUAGAAACUAUGUAACAAAAUUAUCUCCGUCAUAAUAAUGUCAUUAAGCGAGUAUAAAACUAUUGAUUAGUCUCAUAAAGAGAAGGUAAACUUUCUCAGGAAUGAUAAUCAUACCGGGUAAACUUACUCAUUACAUAAUACGUAGCUGUAGCUCCUAGUGUUGUUGAGAC